Messenger RNA from Lindgomyces ingoldianus, 1086 nucleotides. RefSeq lists its product as uncharacterized. The record is from RefSeq and is a predicted model, not a curated record. NCBI's taxonomy places the organism in Eukaryota, Fungi, Ascomycota, Dothideomycetes, Pleosporales, Lindgomycetaceae. The transcript is spliced from 3 exons. The coding region runs from base 1 to 1086 and encodes 361 amino acids.
AUGGAUACCUUCAGAACUUGUACCCCACCCACACCUACUGGCGCGUUUAUAACCAUCCGCCUUAAAACGAACCCGAGAAACGGACUCCAGUGCGCUCGCCUUUACAACCACGACAUAUCCCUCCUAACCACCUCUGUCUUCUUCCAACAAGCAACUCUAAGCGCACCACAACCACCAUUUGCCGUUUUCACAUUCCCAGAUCCGGAGGUAUUCGAGAUUUACUUGUCCUGGACUCGAGAUCGGAUUGUUAGGAAUAGAGUGAAGGAUGGGAAUCGGAAUGCUAAAAUUCCCGCUGUCGCUGUGCAGGGCUCUAGUUCUGGCUCUGCGGAGGAGGCAGAGGCAGCGAGAGAGGGAACAGUAAGAAGAAGAGGUGUAGUGGAAAAAGUGGGGUACUCAACCCUCCUCAGUCUAUGGGUGCUAGGCCAUAAACUCCAGGACACGGAGUUUAUGGACACAGUCAUGUCCUUCCUAUCCGAGAACUUGAAUCGAAUUCUCCUAGACCCAGACCCAGACAGCACUAGUACGCCGACCCAGUUUCUAGAGGUCCUAACGCCUGCAAAAGUAAAGUUUGUCUGGGAUAACACUACAAAGGACUCGAUGAUCAGAACAUUUGUUCUAGAAACUACAGCACAGUUUGCUAGUUUCAACUUAGUCAAGGGAUUUUUAGCCAAACCUGAGACUGGACAUAGCGGCCGAGGAACGUACGCCAAUAUCAAGAAUUUCCAGGCGGAGCUAGAGACGGUAUUGCAGUUUGCAAUGCCGAGGUUUCUGGUUCCUGAAGGGGUUCGGGGUGUGCAUCCCAAGUUACUGAGGAUUUUAUUGCCACCGCCACCGUAUGUAGUAGAGCUAGUUGGCGGGGUGGAUGUGGGGUGGUGUUGUAGGAUGGUGCAGGUGGAUACGCUGACGGGAAAGGAGAUGCAGGAUUUGGCGAGGAGGAUGAUUGAAGGGAUGGGGGCGGGAGGAAAGGGAAGGAAUUGUAGGUAUCAUGAGCAUGGGAGGGUUGGCAUUUACGCGGAUAAUGUAACCUGGUUUCCCCUCAGCUCGGUCCAGAAAGCGGUCAUUGAGAACACUACUAAUUUCACGUGA